Emys orbicularis (European pond turtle) is the source of this 1518-nucleotide messenger RNA. Its product is annotated as L-threonine ammonia-lyase-like. Lineage: Eukaryota; Metazoa; Chordata; Testudines; Emydidae. Bases 1 to 1518 code for a protein of 505 amino acids. The record is from RefSeq and is a predicted model, not a curated record. Gene Ontology annotation, biological process: L-threonine catabolic process; L-serine catabolic process. Gene Ontology annotation, molecular function: L-serine ammonia-lyase activity; threonine deaminase activity. The transcript is spliced from 11 exons.
AUGGCAAAGGCAAUGCAGAGCUUCCUGUUCUCUCCAUGGCCCAUGAAGGCUGAGAACAAACAGAGUGACCGGAAAGUGAAAAAACAAGAUGCCCCAACACCUUGUGAACGUCAUUGCUGUAAGGAGGGGCCGAUUAGAAAUGGCCAUGUUGGGCAGCGGCCACCAUCCAUCAACCCCGAGAGACUGAAAGAUUUUGGGGAGGAGGACUACCUGAAUGGGGACGUGAAGACUUGGGAAAUGAAGAUAGUGAGCCGUAAUGAGGAAUUGCUCAGAGAUGCCCUUGACCCAGUCACUCAGCCAAACAGUAGAAGCAGCCAGCCAACCUAUAACAAGCUGAUUCGAUUUGAAGAUAUUAGUGCUGCAGCUUUCAAAAUCCAGAGUGGUGUCCAGAAAACCCCCUGCAUGUAUUCUAGACUUUCAAAGCAAUAUGGAAUGGAUAUCUAUCUAAAGAAAGAGUUCCUUCAGUACACAGGAUCUGUAAAGGAGCGAGGUGUGCUUUACCUGCUAACAUCUCUACAGCAGGAGCAGCAGAAAAAGGGUGUGAUAGUGGCUUCUGACAGUAACUUUUCCAUGGCAGUAGCAUACCAUUCCUCAGAACUCCGCAUUCCAGUAUUUGUCAUCAUGUCUACCAGCACUUCGCCAGCCAGAGUGAAAAUGUGCCGUGAGUAUGGUGCCAUGGUGAUCUCCUAUGGCACUACAGCCAAGGAUUCCCAGAUCCAUGCAAGGAGGCUGGCCCAAGAGAAUGGCUAUCUAUACCUCGAAGAGGAGGACAGUGCUAUAUACCUGUCAGGACUGGGUACCAUGGGAUUGGAGAUAUAUGAACAAGUGCCAAAGCUGGAUGCAGUGAUUUUCCCUGCAGGAGGCCACUGUGGAUUGCUAGCAGGAUCAGCUGCUGCCCUCAAACAUCUCAACCCACACAUUGCUGUGAUUGGUGUUGAAUCGGAGAGUUUCCCUGUUUUACAACAAUCAUUAAAGAUAGGCCAUCCUAUUGAAGACCAGGCCUGUAGCAACCAUCAGUUUUAUGGAGAUAUGAGUGGACCUUGCUUUGGUACCAAUUCUUUGCAGUUGACUGGGAAGCUUGUAGACAAGGUUGUUACCGUGAGGGAAGAGGACAUUCUAAUUUCCAUGCUGCGGUUGCUGGAGUAUGAGAGAGCCACGGUGGAUGCGGAAGGGGCUAUUGGACUUGCAGCCUUAGUUGCUGGGAAGCUGCCAGAGUUAAAGAGUAAAAGAGUGGCAAUCACUAUAUGCAGUGGUAACUUGGAGCUACCUUUGAUGAGACAGUGCAUAGAUCGUGCCCUGACCCUUGACAACAGAGUCUGCAAAUUUUCCCUCCUUCUCUCGGACUGUCCAGGAAAUAUUUCAAAGCUACUGGAGAUACUGACUCGGGAGGAAGUGAGGGUGUUGGACAUCAAACAAGAACACAUGUUUGUGAUAUCUGAUCUCUUCACUAUUAAGGCUUUCCGUUCCAGUAGACUCUCAGUUGUACUGCAACAGGAUUUGGAUGGCUAUCUAAUCUAA